AUGGCGCUGGCCGGAAUCAUCGGCCCUGGUCUGCUAGUCGGUGCUGGUGGUGCUCUUGCAAACGGAGGACCUGCUUCUCUCCUUAUCGGCUUCGGUGUCAUCGGUAUAAUCGCUUUCAGUCUGAUGCAGUCGCUCGGCGAGAUGACAACCUUGUAUCCUUCUGGUGGUGCCUUUACUGGUCUGGCUGAUCGUUUCGUCGAUAAAGCUUUUGGUGUGGCUGUCGGAUGGAAUUAUUUCAUCAUCUGGGUAGCCGUCCUUGCCAAUGAAUACAAUGUCAUCUGCAGUGUGCUCACGUACUGGACUGAUAGGGUGCCCUUGUGGGGUUGGUUCCUGAUAUUCUGGUUUGUCUUUCUCGGCUUCCAGAUGCUUGGCGUGACGGCUUUUGGAGAAGCAGAAUUUUGGCUGGCUAUUCUGAAACUAGCGGAACUGACUGCAUGCUUUAUCUUUGCGAUUAUACACGCUGCUGGUGGAAUGAUCAGGCAAGAUGAACCUCUAGGUUUUCGGUAUUGGCAUGAUCCGGGGCCGUCGUCAACCACACUCCCUGGCUUUCGUGGUAUAGCGACAGUCUUUGUUUUCUGCUCGACAUUCUAUGCUGGUGUUGAGUCUAUCGCUGUGGCAGCAACGGAGACGAAGAACCCCGCGAGAGCUGUAUCGCUCGCAACGCGCCAAGUACUAUGGCGCAUCAUCUUCGUUUACAUGGGCACCCACGGUAUUCCAGUCUACGCCAUAAUCUUCACUAACCUCUUCGGCGCCCUAUCCAUGAUGAACAUCUCGACGAGUGCAGGCAAAGCCUACAGCUACAUAGUCAAUCUGUCCGAUGUCUCGACACUCCUCGUCUGGGGCGCCAUUUCCUUCACACACAUUCGCUUUCGCUCUGCAUGGGCAUAUCAAAGGCGGUCUGUUCACGAACUUCCGUUCAAGUCGCUGUGGUAUUCAUGGAAUGCCUAUUUCGGUCUCUUUGCCAACGUCUUCCUCGCUUUCGUGCAGGGUUGGACGACGUUGAGCCCUUUUAAUGCAGGCAACUUUGUGGAUGCGUAUGUCCUUCUGCCGUUAUUCCCCAUUGUCUACUUUGGCUACAAGUGGUGGAAUGGUACGAAAUAUUGGCGGCUAGAAGAGAUCGAUCUAAACCACGGUCGGAGACGGGAUCUCGAUGCUGCGAAGAAGAGUGUGGACGAUGACCUAGCCUACGGAAGGUUGAAGAAGAAGCAAACUAUCUGGCGAAAGCUUGCGCGGAACUUCUAG
Messenger RNA from Lithohypha guttulata, 1242 nucleotides. It is a transcript of the gene AGP3, whose product is annotated as General amino acid permease. Lineage: Eukaryota; Fungi; Ascomycota; Eurotiomycetes; Chaetothyriales; Trichomeriaceae. Gene Ontology annotation, cellular component: membrane. Gene Ontology annotation, molecular function: amino acid transmembrane transporter activity. The coding region runs from base 1 to 1242 and encodes 413 amino acids. The transcript is spliced from 2 exons. The record is from RefSeq and is a predicted model, not a curated record. Gene Ontology annotation, biological process: amino acid transmembrane transport.